CUCACUCACUGAGCGCUUCUAUAAGCUGCAACUUCAAGUUUGUUAAUUAUAGCACGCCGUCACUUUCUAGAUACUUUUCCUUCUUUUGUUUUGGAAACUGGUCAAAGUGGUCAGUUUCUCUGCUGCUUCUUCUUUGAGCUUUGGAGACUCUGGCAAUGGUAUGCAAGCUUUUCUUAGCAAUAUAGAGAAAGAUGAAAAUGGGUAGCAGCUAUGUGAAACAGUGAAGCCAUAGGUUUUACUUUAUAGUUCAUCGAUCGUUCUUCUCUUUUAGUAACUGCAAUUUGGAGAAGCCGAAUGUCUACCUUUAUGCGCAGUAGUAGCCAAAACAGAAAGGCCAUAGCAGCAAAGCUGCAUAUAGAGGAAAUAAGGAAACACAAAUUCUCAAUCGGUGAAAGGUGUCCAAACCCUUUAACCGAAGAUCUACAAAAUGCAGUAGCCAACCUCUCCUCUGAGCUCUAUACCAAAGAUGUCCAUUUCCUUAUGGAGCUCAUUCAGAACGCAGAAGACAACGAGUAUUCAGCAGGUGUGAAGCCGACUCUGGAGUUUGUACUGACAACCGCUGAUAUAACAGGAAUUGGUGCACCAUCUACUCUUUUGGUGUUUAACAAUGAAGUUGGGUUCUCUAAACGAAACAUCGACUCACUUUGUGGCAUUGGAAGAUCCACCAAGAAGGGUCAGAGGCACCAAGGCUUUAUAGGCGAAAAAGGAAUUGGAUUCAAAAGCGUGUUUCUUGUCAGUGCACUACCGCACGUAUUUAGCAAUGGGUACCAAAUUAGAUUCAGUGAAAUACCCAAUCCAGAUUGUGCCAUUGGGUACAUUGUUCCAGAGUGGGUUUCCACAAAACCAAGUUAUUCAGACAUACAGGCCAUUUAUGGGUCUGGCAAGACUCUGCCAAACACUGUGAUUAUUCUCCCUUUAAAGCCAGAGAAAGUGGAAGCUGUGAAGAAACAACUAUCAGAAAUUCAUCCUGAAGUAUUGCUCUUUUUGAACAAGAUCAAGCGAUUGUCCAUACAAGAAAGCAGUGGUGAAAUUUGCAUUGCAGACUCUAUUUCUGCAGUUUCUAUCUCUACUGAGACUAAUCUUGUCUCAUUAAAGACUCUGGUAGCAGACUGCCGUGUAGUCUAUCUUUCAGUUCAGGAGGAAGCAGACAUGACUGAGACCAUGUGCCCUUAUUAUGUAUGGAGACAAGUUUUCCCUGUAAAACCAAAUAACAUGGUGGAUGCAAGGAAGGAUGUAAAAGAAUGGGUGAUAUCUCUGGCUUUUCCAUCUGGUGAGCGACUGAAGCGAGGGACUUCUUCCGCUGGUGUAUUUGCCUUCCUACCUACUGCAAUGGUGACUAAUUUCCCAUUUAUAAUACAGGCAGACUUCAUACUUUCAUCUUCUAGAGAAACCAUUCUCUUGGACAACAAGUGGAACUCUGGAAUCUUGGACAAUGUGCCUCACUCCUUUUGUAGUGCUUUUACUACUUUUAUGAAGUCCACUUUGACUGAACAACACUUUUCUGUUGGUCAAGUACUUCAUUUCUUGCCUUGCCGAGAGUGUCCAUGCAAAGAAAUUAACACAGUGAGGCAAUCCAUCUCGAUAUUGUUGCAGGAAGAGUGUAUUGUUCCUUAUGAGACAUUUGUUGAUGACAAGAUAUACUUUUGUGAGCCGGCUUCCGUGAUAAGAGUCCUGCCUGAGUUCAGGAAAAUCCUGGUUAGCAUUAAAGAACACAGUGUCCUCUCUCGUGGCAUUUCUGCUCAGGUGAAGUUUGUGAUGCAUAAUUCUGUGGACUGCAACGAAUAUGAUGAUGCCUUUGAAUUUCUCAGAGUUCCUUCUGCAGGUACUUGUAAUGACUGGUAUGGGAAAUGCAUUCAAGCAUGCAACCUCACUUGUAGAGCUUCUACAAAAGAGUAUGUGGAUCUUCUUUGCUUUCUUGCUGAAAACUGGAAAAAUUUGCCAUUAAGGAGUGUCAAUAGUAUACCCCUUUUCAAACACAUUACUUGGAAUGGAGAAAUAAAGUCAUGUAGUUUACAAGCAAUCAAACAAGAACGUCUGAAGAUCCAUAUUGUCUGGGACUCACAAGAACAUGCCUGGCUAAAUAAAUGGAACCAAGUGAUGGGUUGCCCAGAUGACAUUUUUUUCUUCCCUGAUACCUUGGUGGCUGCUCUGGUAGGCUGUAGGAUGGAAUACAGCCUGAAGCAAUGGUUGAUACGAAAGGUAGGUGUGGUAGUCACUACUGUUUAUAAAUAUUGUUCAGAGCUUAAAUUUUGUCUCCAGACAAAGAAAGACCCAAGACUUGCAGUUUUGUUUUCUCAUUUCGUAUAUCAUACAUGGUUGAAAAAAUACAUUCGAGAAAGAGAAAUUUCUAAAAUUUUGCAUUCAAUGACAGUUAUUGAUGAACGUGGAAAUGUAAUUUUGUGCAAGAAGACUCUUGUUCCGGCUUCUGGUAGCAAAUGGAUAAAACUGUUUAAAUCUAAUCCAUUUACAGAGGAUAAUGGCAAGUACGUUGAACUAGGGGUGGUAUAUGCUGAAGCUGCUGAAUUUGCUGGAGAAUGCACUACGGCAAAUGAACUAUUGCAAUUUUUCAAAAAGCAUGGAAAAACUUCUGAUUUGCCAAACAUAAUACCUCAGGACAUGGCGUUGCAAGUUGCUUCUAGUCAACUAAUAUGUGAGGAGGCAUUAUUGCUUCUGGACUGGCUCCGGAAUCAGAGAGCAAAUAAUUAUGAAUUUCCUGUAAGGUUCAUUGAAAGCAUACGGAAUGGGAAAUGGAUUAAAACAUAUUCAGGCUUUAAUUCUCCAACUCAGUGCUUUCUUUGUGAUGGAACUGAGAUAUCAACUCUCUUGGAGAUAGGGAGGACUCUACAGGUUUUAUCGGCUAUUGAUGAAGGGUAUUAUAUGGACAGGAUAAGAUCAUUCAAAGAUGAAUUGAUUUUCAUUGGCUUGCGGACUGGUUCUGAAGAUAUGUAUCAGCUUAUCAGCGAUCACAUUAAGUGUCUUGCUUCCUCAGCAAUGAGCAAAACAAUUGCAAUUUUGCUGCUUAGCUUUAUAAAGUACUCAAAUGACCAAAAUAAGCUUGAUGAAGACUUGUUAAAAACUGUAAAAUCAGGGAAAUGGUUGAAGACAAACAGGGGGUAUUUGACUCCUCCAGGAACUGUCUAUCUGAUACCCAAUAUGGUAGAUGGUAUUGUACAAAUUACAGAUCUACAUGUUGUUGACAGAAGAUACUAUCAAAACCAGCUUGAUUGUUAUAAGGAGGAGCUAAAGUUGCUAGGCAUUCUCAUUGAUCUUGAAGAUGUUUACAAACUAAUACCAGAGCAUGUUCAAUUUCCAAAAGAUCUUUCAACUUUAACAAAAAAUAGUGCUUUUCUGUUACUUGGAUGCAUUCAGCAUUUGGGGCUUGCUGGUAAUGGUCUUGUGCAGAAGAUUAAAGAAAAACCCUGGAUGAAAACUAAUUCUGGUUUCAAAUGCCCUUCAGAGUCCCUUCUGCCUGGUCUUAAUUGGGACCACUUAUUAAAUAUUGUUCCUUUGCCUGUUGUUGAUAAAGAAUAUUACGGAAGCAGAAUUGGCUCGUACAGGGCUGAACUUGAGGCAAUUGGUGUGGUAGUAGAUCUUGAUGGGGCAUACAAAAUGCUUUCCUUUACACUCAAGUCAACAUUGUCUUCAUGCGGUUUAUCCAGCGCCAAUGUGUUCUCCUUACUCAAUUGCAUCAGGUGCAUGAAUAAAACAAUGCAGUCACAAUCACUCAAUAUAAUUAGCUGCUUGUCAGGGGAGAAGUGGUUGAAGACUUGUCAAGGCUAUAAAUCUGCCCCAGAAUCUAUUUUGUUAGAUCAGAAAUGGGGAACAGUCUCCAAGAUUGUGGACCUUCCUUUCAUUGAUGAGGCAUUCUACGGUCUCAGCAUCCAUUCAUAUAAAUGUGAAUUGAAUAUGCUCGGCGUUGUGAUUAAUUUUAGUGAAGGGGCUCAUUUUGUUGCAAGAGGUCUCAAGUUGCCAAGAGAACUAGCAUCUUUAGCGCCAGAGGGUGCGCUCUCACUGCUUCAAUGUGCCACAUUGCUCAAAAAUAGCUGCAAGUCUUCCGACCACUCUACAUUUAAGAUUUUGCUCAACAAAUUAACAGGAAGCAAAUGGCUAAAAACACACAUGGGCUACAGGUCUCCACAAGAAAGUAUCCUGUUAAAUCCAGAUUGGGAAUGUUAUUUAACGCCAACAGAUGGGCCUUUCAUGGAUGAGAAGUUCUAUGUAACUCUUAGUUCUCUGGAAAAAGAAGGUCUAAAAGCCAUAGGGGUGAAGGUGGAUGUUGAAGAAGCUUGCCAUCUGAUUUCCCAAGCUCUUACGUCUCACAUUCAAACUUCUGCUGUCAUGAGAAUCUACAGAUUCCUAUACAAAUUUAAUUGGAAUCCACAGACACAGGACAGAAGCUCCUCUCAGUUAUGGAUCCCAGAUCAACAACUGGGUAAAGGAAAAUGGGUGAAAAAUUGGCAGUGUGUAAUCCAUGACCAGGAUAAUCUAUGUAAUGCUCGUCUGCAUGCUCUUGAUAAAUACUAUGAGAAGGAAUUGCUACCUUUUCUGUCAAAGGCUUUUGGGGUUCCGGAAGUUCCUUCGUCAUUUAAUUAUAUGGAUAUCUGGAAUGACUGGAAGGUUACACAACAAGUGUGUACCACUAAGCUAAGCUCCGUCCUGGGGAAAAUAUCAGAAAAUUGGGAGAACUGGGGUUCAUACUCUAGAAGUGAUCUCAAAAGACAGUGCACCAUGCUACCUGCAGCCAAUACUUCAGGAGUAAUUCAAUUUGUGAUGAAAGAAGAAGUUUUUAUUGCUGACGAUUUGCAGUUGAAACAGUCAUUUACUGAAGCUAGUGAAAAGCCACUAUUUGUAUGGUUCCCACCAAGGUGUUCAACAUCCCCGGCUAAAUUGUUAGAGAUUUACACAAGUCUUGGUGUUCGAAAAAUAUCUGAAGCUGUGCAGUUUGACCUACAUUGUACUGUGUCUGCAAGUGAAAAAAUUGAUAAGACAGAUUCCCUGAUUGGGAAAGCUUUGAUCAAAUUGGUGUUGGCCUUUGCAGAUAUGCCAAUGGAAGAAAAACACAAGAUUGCAAAAUCUCUCCUUGAACUCUAUUUAUGGCACUGAAUACCCAAUAUCUGU
Messenger RNA from Quercus lobata, 5118 nucleotides. RefSeq lists its product as uncharacterized. The transcript has 4 exons. The record is from RefSeq and is a predicted model, not a curated record. Bases 295 to 5103 code for a protein of 1602 amino acids. NCBI's taxonomy places the organism in Eukaryota, Viridiplantae, Streptophyta, Magnoliopsida, Fagales, Fagaceae.